This is a messenger RNA of Numida meleagris (helmeted guineafowl), 3911 nucleotides long. RefSeq names its product single-minded family bHLH transcription factor 2 (gene SIM2). The transcript is spliced from 11 exons. NCBI's taxonomy places the organism in Eukaryota, Metazoa, Chordata, Aves, Galliformes, Numididae. The record is from RefSeq and is a predicted model, not a curated record. The coding region runs from base 1 to 2304 and encodes 767 amino acids. Gene Ontology annotation, biological process: regulation of transcription by RNA polymerase II. Gene Ontology annotation, molecular function: DNA-binding transcription factor activity, RNA polymerase II-specific; protein dimerization activity; RNA polymerase II transcription regulatory region sequence-specific DNA binding.
AUGAAGGAAAAAUCCAAGAACGCGGCGAAGACAAGGCGGGAAAAGGAAAAUGGAGAAUUCUACGAACUGGCCAAGCUCCUGCCGCUGCCCUCGGCCAUCACCUCGCAGCUGGACAAGGCGUCCAUCAUCCGCCUCACCACCAGCUACCUGAAGAUGCGAGCCGUCUUUCCCGAAGGUCUGGGCGACGCCUGGGGACAGCCGAGCAGGAUUGGGCCCUUGGACAACGUGGCCAAGGAGCUCGGAUCCCACUUGCUUCAGACUUUGGAUGGCUUUGUUUUUGUGGUGGCUUCAGACGGCAAAAUAAUGUACAUCUCAGAAACAGCGUCAGUACAUCUUGGCUUAUCUCAGGUGGAGCUUACUGGUAAUAGCAUUUAUGAGUAUAUACAUCCUUCCGACCACGAUGAGAUGACGGCUGUUCUUACUGCUCACCAGCCUCUUCAUCCUCACCUCUUACAAGAAUAUGAAAUUGAGAGAUCAUUUUUCCUGAGAAUGAAGUGUGUCCUAGCCAAGAGGAAUGCAGGAUUGACAUGCAGUGGCUACAAGGUAAUCCACUGCAGUGGCUAUUUGAAGAUACGGCAGUAUAUGCUCGACAUGUCUUUGUAUGAUUCCUGUUACCAAAUCGUUGGACUGGUGGCUGUAGGUCAAUCUUUACCUCCCAGUGCAAUCACUGAGAUCAAACUUCAUAGCAACAUGUUUAUGUUCAGAGCAAGUUUGGACUUAAAGUUAAUAUUCUUAGAUUCCAGAGUGACUGAAUUAACUGGAUAUGAACCCCAAGAUCUGAUAGAAAAAACCCUCUAUCACCAUGUUCAUGGCUGUGAUGUGUUCCAUUUACGAUAUGCUCAUCAUCUCUUGUUGGUGAAAGGCCAAGUAACAACCAAGUACUAUCGACUACUGUCCAAACAAGGAGGCUGGGUUUGGGUACAGAGCUACGCUACCAUUGUGCAUAACAGCCGUUCAUCACGGCCUCACUGCAUAGUGAGUGUCAAUUAUGUCCUUACAGAUAUUGAGUAUAAGGAACUUCAGUUGUCACUGGACCAGGUUACCAUUUCUAAGUCACAGUUUUCAUGCAGAAACUCAGUAUCUACCUCGCAGGAAACACGGAAAAUAGUAAAACCCAAAAGUAAUAAAAUGAAGGCAAAGCUCAGAACAACGCCUUACCCACAACAGCAAUACAGCUCAUUCCAAACAGACAAACUGGAAUGCAGCCAGGUGGGAAGCUGGCGAUCCAGCCCUGCAGUGAACGCUGCCACCAUUCAAGAACAAAACUUUCAUUCAGAAAACAGUGAACUUUUGUAUGCCCCGUCAUACAGCUUGCCUUUCUCUUACCAUUAUGGACACUUCCCUGUAGACUCUCAUGUCUUCAGCAGCAAAAAGCAAAUGCUGCCUUCUAAGUUUGGGCAGUCUCAAGGAGCACCUUGUGAAGUGGCUCGAUUUUUCUUGAGUACGCUGCAGACAAAUGGAGAAUGCCAGUGGCAUUACGCCAACUCCUUGGUACCCAACAGCCAGUCACCAUCCAAAAAUCUUCCUGAGCAGCCAGUGAACAUCAUCCGACAUAAUCUUGGACAGAGUUACGAAGUGCCCGUAUCAAGCAGGAGAUACAACCAAGAUGCUCUCUCAGACAGCUUUACAAGUUGCACAGCACCCAUGCCAGGCAGCAGAUACAAAGAAGAGAUUUAUGAUUCCAGCAUCAUGAAACCCAGCAAAAUAGAAAACAGGAUUCAGCCACCUCACCAACUCAUUAAAGAAGAAAACAAGUUAGCUUUUAACAGAGACCUACAAGAAAAAAUGAGCAUUAAUGAAAGUUCUUUUUCAAACUCAGUUGCUAACUCCUUGCUGCCAAAAUCAGAAUGUUUCCAGUCUAAAGCUUUAGGACAAUUAAGUCAUCUCCUACCUGUGCCCUCAGUGUAUGAACAAACAAGACGGAUUUGUAUGAAAGAACCCAAAUACGGGCAUAUUAGUCACCAUGCUACAAGCCUAAAUGAACUGGACAGUGAUGAGAGAAUGACUGUAAAGCUUGAUCAUGACUCUGAAAGCGAGCGUGUGAUGGAUGUAAGAUCCUCUGGACAAGUUCCAUUUGUGCUUCUAAAUUAUCACCAUGUUUUAGCCAAACAUGGUACAUUUCAAACUUCAUCAUGUACAGCAACGGGACACGUAGGAGAAAAUUAUGGAUACAAUUCUGAGGAAGUAAAUACGUUUAUGUACAAAAACCAAAGUCCCUCAUCAGCUUCUUCUCCAGAAACCCACAAGGAAACGGCACUACCCCAUUAUAUUGGAACUUCUGUAAUAAUAGCCAAUGGAAGGUGACAGUAGUAGGAGAGUAUUUACAUUUAAUUAAGAAGCCAAACCGUAAUGAUUUCCAAAAAGCAUGAGAAAACAUGGUUACAUUUACUGAGCACAGCUGAAGGUCAAUGAGGGACAGACUUGCGUGUUCCUGGCAAGACAUGUGUGACAGUACCUUCAAGGUGAGGAAAAAAAGAAUACAUCUAGCUUCAGUGCUUUGUUGGCAAAGCUUAAGCUCUGGUGCCAGUGAGAAGAUUUGUUGCAGAUCUUAUUUUUGUUAUAGUGUGCAACAAAAUUAAAUGAUAGGUGUUAUAUGCAGAGGUUUAUAUGAAGAACAUUUUUUUCCCUUAACCCUUCCUUCUCAAAACACAUUCAAGAUUUUUUUUUUUUUUUUUUUUUUGUUAUCACUAUCAUAAACUAUACACUCUAGCUUAGGUAUUUUUGACAAAGUGUGAAACCCUACAUCAGCUAUCCAUCCAUGAGUUACACGUCCCAACAAAUGAACUUUGUUUAAAGAGUGGUCAUUUUUAUGUAUCCAUAAUACAGUUGUACUAAUCAAACAGAACUAAGUUUGUAACAUGCUUAUUUAUUAAUUAUUCAAAUGUUUUUUUUCAGUAUUCAGAAAUUUUUACCACCACCAUUUAACAAGUAACAAUAUCGUGACAAAUUAAUACCUAAAAAGGGAUGUAUUAGAAGGUUACAGGUCUUGUCAUGGUGAAUUGGCAUCAAUCACACAGCAGGAGCUAAAGAUAUUCCCCAAUAAAAACACUGUAAUAAGAAAAAGAAACUUCUAAAAAGUGAAUUUUGCUCAAUAUUUUGGGGUAAGGCCAUGUUGUUUUUCAAACCAGCUAGACAAAAAUACAUCUUAAUCUUAGCACCAGAAAUGUUCCCUUUAUUGUGAAGGGGGUGAUGAACAUUUAAGCACGAUUUUAAAAUUAUUUGUAGCCUUCUGAAUUUGGAAAAGUUCAGCUCUUAACACACUGCACUUCCUUAAGCAUAAAUCUCAUUGUCAACACGAAGGUAAGAUUCAUUAUUUGACUGAUUCAUGCACUUCACAAAUUAUGUCAAUGGACAAUCUGAGUAAAAAAAAUGUCCGAAGCCAUUGCACAACCACAAGAAGCAAGAUUGCACUGGAAGUAGAGCAGGGUACCUCAGCGUUUUGAAAUGAACACUUUGCACACAUCUCAGUUAGUCCAAUAAACUAGAAAGUAGAAGGCAUACGCCAUGCAUUUAAAUUUUGUCCAGUCUACUAGGAACAGAUUCCCCCUUUCUUCACUUCUCUGUAAAGUUUGCAAACCAGGAAAUAAGGAGACGUACGGAUCUGUGAAUGUUUUACUGAUGGGUCUGUCCAGUUUGUCUUUCAGUCACUUCCCCAAACAGUCUUCACGCGCUUUUGACAAAACAAUGAACGCUCCCCGUGUAGUAGGUGUAAAUACCAACACUGAAGGCCGUUGUAGAUCUAAGUCAGCUGUAUUUAGCUUUGUUUCUUCACCCCAUUCAAGUUUACACUUUAGAAGCUUUCUCUCUCUUAUAGACUCUCUAGAAAAAGAACUUUGCUAAAGAAAAUGCUUACCUGGCUUGUGCAAUAUGGAAAAAUACUUGCUCAUGGAUUGCACCUUGGCAGAGGAAAA